CCCCACCCUGGCCCUGCCCAUCACAGACCCCAGCUCCCCCCACCCUGUCUUGCCUAUUCCAGACCUGAGGGGGCUGCUUCUCAGCCCCACCCCCCGGUCCUAGUUCUGCUGCCCAAGGUCCCGCUGACUCUGGCCAGCCUGGCACCAGCUGACCCCCGGGGCCCAGUGACGCUCCCAGGGCAGCCGGGGUUUUCCACGGGCGGGCAGCCUCCCUGUCUGGGAGGCGUCAGGCCCCGGGCUCAGGAGCUGUUCACCCAGAGCACAGGCUGCCGCGGCACCUGGGAGCUGCUCCGGGGGCGUUGGGGGCACACCCGGCUCUCCCCAUGGCCACAGGACAUGCUGGGUCCUGCAGCCUCCCCCAGGGUCCCCAAUAAAGAAACGCUGGCAGUUUCUGCUCAGGAGAAGCUGAAUUCUGGAAUAGCAGGGGGGGGGUCUGUGGGUUGGGAGUGAGGAGCAUCAGCAGAGCUGGAGCGGGCACCCUCGGGCUCUGCCCCGAUGCCCCUCCGGCCCCUUGCCCAGAGCCCAUGGCUGCUGUACCUUUAAGAGGAGCCUGGCCUGGAGGGGAGGGAGGGGGGUCUGAGGAUCCCUGGAGGGAGAGCAGCGCAGCACCCUGUGUCUCCCAGAGCAGAGCCCUCAGGAGCCAGCCGGGCAGCAUGGCCAUCGGCGAGGAGCUGCGGAGCCGGCGGUUCUGGCGUUCCCUGCUGGCGGAGGCAGCUGCCACCCUGAUCUUCGUCUGGCUGGUGCUGGGGGCCUCGUGCCCCGGCGGUCCCGGGCGCGUCACAGCCCCACCCGCCCUGCAGCCGGCUCUGACGGCUGGGCUGGCGGCCGUGGGGCUGGCUCACUGCUUCGGCGAGGUCAGCGGGGCCCAGGCCAACCCGGCCCUCACCCUGGCCUUCCUCUGCACUCGCAAGCUGGAUGCCCUGCGUGGAGCCGCCUACAUCCUGGCCCAGUGCCUGGGCGCCGUCCUGGCCUCGGCCGCCGUCUACCUGGCGCUGCCCGCGGCAGCCGCCAGCCACCUCGUCACCAGGGUGAGCAGCGAGGGCCACGCUGGGCAGGCACUGGCCAUGGAGACCUUCUCCACCUUCCAGCUGGUCUUCACCAUCUUCGCCGUGGAGGACCAGCGGCGCCGGGGGGCGGGCGAGCCGGGCGGCCUGGCCAUCGGCUUCUCCGUGACGGCCGGAGCGCUGGCCGCGGGGACGUUCUCCGGGGGCAGCAUGAACCCAGCCAGAUCGCUGGGCCCGGCCGUCCUGACGGGCAUCUGGGACCACCACUGGGUGUACUGGAUCGGCCCCUCGCUGGGCGCGGUGCUGGCCGGCCUCUCCUACGAGUUCCUCUUCGCCUCCAGCGCCUCCCGGGAGAAGCUGGUCGCCUGCCUGACCUGCCGGGACAUCGACAUUGUGGAGACGGCCAGCGUGUCCCGCUCCUCCCUCUCCACCGCCCCCCAGGAUGCCGCCCAGGCCAAGCCGCCCCCCAAGGGGGAGCAGCGCUGAGCGGGCGCGGCCUCCCCCGCCCCGUCCUGCCCCCCAAGGACCUGCCAGCCUCCAUGAACCACCCCCUCCUCUUGUGAUCCAGCCCACCCUCGCCCCCCUGCUAGCCCCAGUGAGAAUCCCCCAGCCCCAGUGCUGCUCCAGCUCCGGUGCCAGCUGCACCCAGCAGCCACCAGUGGGGGCAGGGGACGGGCGAGGCCAGGGCCACUUCGGAUCAGAACCCGCCACAGCUCAGUCCUGGGGCUCAGGGGAACAGGGCCACCACCUUUGGACAGAGCGUAGCCUGUGCACAGAGCUGGGGGCUGGGAGCCAGGACUCCUGGGUUCUAUCUCUGGUCUAGGGAGGGGAGUGGGGUCUAGUGGUUAGAGCAGGGUGAGGCUGGCACGGUCCAUGCCCACAGCCCUGGUGCUGGCUGGGAGCCCGACGGCUCCUCUGACUGUUGAUAAUUAUUGGCAGCAGCUCCCAGGCUGGCAGCAGUGGGUGGCGUAGCCGGGCCUGGUUCACUGCAGGGCGCUGGGCCCUCCACGUCCCUGUGCCAUUGCUGUUCCCACAGCCCCAGGGGGCAUCGGGGCACCCCAGACAGGGGCCCCGAAGCAGCUGGGGCCAGGGCUGGGUGCUGCGCUGCUGCAUCUGGGCGCCCCACGGACCCCGCAGCCACCGAGAUCAAGGGUAAAACGGCCUCUGGCUUCGUGCCCCCCCUUCGCAGGCUGGGUUUGCUCGUAGGUCUGGACCCUCCCCUGCCCCACAGACACACGCCACCCUGGCUACAGGCUCUCGCGCGCGGCCCCCCCCCAGGUUACUGCUGAUCGCACCCAGAACAAGCCAGCGGCACCACGUGGGAGCGGGGUCCCCCCGCUCUGGCUGCAGCCGGCUGCUCGUUCUCUGGAGCAACCUGCUCCGUGUGUGAUCCGUGGGGCACAGGGCUCGGCAGGCCAAGGCAGAGCGGGGUCCAGUGCCUGGCAGCUGAAGCUGGAGGGGAACGAACCGUCGGGACGGACCGGUGCUGCCCGGAUGGGCCGGGUUCGUUUCACGGGGGGCUGGCAGGGAAAACAAGCAGGCUCGAGAUACCCCACGUCUCAGCAACCCCUGGGGCAGGAGGAGGGCUGGGAACGCAGGAGGGCAGAGGGGCUGAGGCAGGGGCUGGAACGGGCACGUCGCUCGGGGGAAUCCGGCAGGCACCCGCCGAGCUGGGCGGCCGAACGAGCGGCAUGGCAGGGUCCGAGGGACGCACCCCAUCAGUGGGUUUAACCCCCUUCCCCCCCACAUGCUGCCCCGAUUAA
Messenger RNA from Mauremys reevesii (Reeves's turtle), 2767 nucleotides. Its product is annotated as lens fiber major intrinsic protein-like. Gene Ontology annotation, biological process: transmembrane transport. The record is from RefSeq and is a predicted model, not a curated record. The transcript is spliced from 6 exons. NCBI's taxonomy places the organism in Eukaryota, Metazoa, Chordata, Testudines, Geoemydidae. The coding region runs from base 525 to 1490 and encodes 321 amino acids. Gene Ontology annotation, cellular component: plasma membrane. Gene Ontology annotation, molecular function: water channel activity.